AUGGCUUCCCUCCUCCUUUGCUCACUCAUGUUGACGAUGGUCUCUCUCUUCCUCGGCUCCGCUGCCGACGCUCCCAUCUGCAUUCUAUGCAACAGGAACAGAAAUUACACCAGCAAUAGCACCUACCAGAGCAGCCUUGGUCGCCUCAUCUCUUCCCUCUCUUCAUCCGCCCCAGCCACCGGCUUCGCCAACGGCACAGCCGGAGAGGUUCCCGACAGGGUUUAUGGCCUCGCGAUAUGCCGAGGGGACGUCAGUCCAACCAGGUGCGCGGAAUGCUUCGCUAGCGUCGCACGGGACGCCGCAGCGGGAUGUCCUGGAAACAAGGGCGCCACCAUCUUCUACGACUUAUGCCACCUACUUUACUCCGAUCAGGACUUCUUCGGCUCGUACAAAGCGUCGGAAUUCUUCUUCUGGAACACGCGAAAUGCCUCAGACGUGCCCACCUUCAACCGCCUCCUGGGGGGACUCCUGAGCAACCUUACCAUACUCGCCGCCCCGUCGGAGAGGAGAUUCUCCGCGGGGUCGGUGGACUUCACCAACUUUGAGAAGAUAUACGGACUUGUCCAGUGCACCAGAGAUUUAACGGCGGAGAGCUGCGACGCCUGUCUGAGAAGCGAGAUCAGCGAUAUUCCCUGGUGCUGUGACGGAAGAAAGGGGGCGAGGGUGCUCGGCGGAAGCUGCCACCUCCGGUACGAAAUGUCUCCCUUCUUUAAUGUCUCCGCCGCCGCCGACCCCCAGCCGCCUCGUCUCCCUCCGGUACCGGCUAAUACGUCUAUGCCGCCCGCCAGGACCCCUGCUGCAGGAGGUAAAGUCUAAGUUUGUUGCAUCUUUCUGUCGUUUCUCCAUUUCUUCAUCUAUGACUAUCAAAGAAACUUCAGAGAGUAGUAACUUGGACAUGACCUCGGCUGGGGGGGAACGAGGUACGCGAGACUGUGAAGGACUCAUAGCCCCAGGUUUCUUCUUAAUUUUAAACUAGCCGCCGCUGCUUGGAACGGGGAUGGCGGUUCGGAAUGCAGGAAGGGCAGUCUUUUUCGGGGGUAACCAAAUUUAAGUAGCGAUUCUGUUUUUCUUUUAUGGAGUAAUAGAAAUGAGCAAAGGUUCAUUGCUGUUUUGGGUGUCAUCACACUCAUAGUGACAGACUCCGAUCUAUCUAUUUCUUUACAUCCACAUGGUACUUCAAUUUUUUAUUUUUACACAGUACAAUUUUUUUUUACAGUCAAGUUAAACAAUAAAUAUAUUCGAAGUGGAUCAUGGAACGUGCAUGCAUUCUUUUGCAGAUAAAAAAAACAACACUCUGCCGAUAGUUGUGGGAAUUGUCGCCGCCCUACUUGUUUCUUCAGCAUUUAUGGCUAUCCUGUGGAUAUUGCACACGAGGAAAAGACAGACAGAACUACUUGGUAAGUUGUCAACCAUUUAUUCCACCAUUUUAUAACACCAAAUGGGUUAAUAUCUAAAUGGUUUAAUUUGAAAUUUGAAAUAUUUUUUCCACUGAAUAUACAUUUUGAUAUAUGUUGAACUUUUUUUUCAUCAAUGUUAUGCUCAGUGGCUGGAAGAAGUGAAAAUGGUGUCAAUCAAGCUGAUUCCCUACAAUUUGAUUUAGAAACCUUGAAGCUUGCUACAAUGAACUUCUCAGAUCAAAAUAAGCUUGGUGAAGGAGGGUUUGGUGUCGUUUACAAAGUAAACUACUAAAUUAAAUUUGAUUACUUAUUGUCUUCUAAAUGGAACUAAAAAUACAAUUUAAAUAGUUACACUUUUGUUUUCCUUAGGCUAUCAUGGAAAUUUAGUUCAAAUCUAGGGUCUAUCUGCUGUCAUUUUUUAUUAAUUAUUAUUCAUAUCAUUUGUGUAGGGUGUGUUGUCAGAUGGACAAUUAAUAGCAGUGAAGAGACUUGUAACAAACUCUGGCCAAGGAAUAGGAGAACUUACGAAUGAAGUUUCCUUAGUGGCCAAACUCCAACAUCGUAAUUUGGUAAGAUUGAUGGGUUAUUGCUUGCAAGCGGAAGAGAAACUAUUAGUAUACGAAUUUCUGCCAAACAAGAGCCUUGACAAAUUUUUAUUUGGUAUGCAUCUAACCCGUGGUUCUUUCUAUUGUUCCAAAUAUCAUUGCAUGAGUUUGAUUUACCAUUAGCUAAUGUCUGUUUAUUUAGUUUAUUUUCACGAAUCUUACAUCAAAUAUUUGCGUUUCAAGACGCAUAUAAUGUGGAUCUAAUCAGAUUGUGUCUGAGUGGUAGAUCCAUUUAAAUCCAUGGAACUCACCUGGGAGAAGAGGGUGAAGAUCAUAGAAGGAAUUGCCCGUGGACUCCUCUAUCUUCAUGAGGAUUCUCGACUGAAGAUUAUUCAUAGAGAUCUUAAAGCAAGUAACAUUUUGUUGGAUGAAGGAAUGAAUCCUAAGAUUGCUGAUUUUGGUCUCGCAAGGCUAUUUGGAAACGAACAAAGUUAUGGAAACACAAAUCGAAUUGCUGGAACAUUGUAAGUCUGCUCAACCAAUAUACGAAGAAAGUAUUUCUUAUUUAAUAUUUUUGGUAAAAAAUCAAUAAUUUUAAUGUUUUCUUGUAAAUAUAAAUAUAUACAAUUAUCAGCAGAUUGACCCCAAUUAGAGUUAGUCCUUGAUUAGACGAGAAGUCUAGAAAAUGAGCUUAGGUUGGAUUGUAUACUAGAUUAGUAAUAUAUCAGAGAGAGAUUCUAUUGCUUGUGGUAACUAUAAAACAGAAGCGAGAGAAGCUCAUCUGCAAAGUGUUAUGCAGAGGAGUAAUAUUAUGAGUACAAGAGAGUGACUUUUAUAUGUAUUCAUGUAAAAAUAUUUCAUGCAUUUCAGAACCACUGACAGAACCAUCAUGGAUGUAGGUUCAUAUCAGUAAGUAAAAUCAUAUUUAAUUUGUCAAAGGAUAUGAUCACUGUGCAAGAGAUAAGUAUAAGUCAUCAAAAAAGUUAACACACGUUUAUCUACUGGUGAAAGUGGCUACAUGGCACCAGAAUAUGUCAUGAAAGGGCAGAUCUCUACAAAAUCAGAUGUGUACAGCUUCGGCGUCCUACUUUUGGAAAUAGUGACGGGCAGAAAGUGUGUCAGCAUCUAUGGCUCUAAUCCUCCAACGGACCUUAUCACCUUUGUAAGAAUACUCAUAACCAUUGAAGCUUCGUUCUGCAUAUCUUCCUUGAAUCCCUCUUGCGUUGUACUUCCUGAUAUUUUUUACUUCAUCUGGCAUACUUCUAUAGAUUUGGCGGCGUUGGGAUGGAGGAAACCCGAUACAAGUGCUUGACAAAGCCAUAGUUGGUGGUUGUUCGACGGAAGAAGUGUUGAGGCGCAUUCACAUUGGAUUACUUUGCGUCCAACCUGACCCACUGGAGCGUCCCAGUAUGUCCUUUGUGGUCCUGAUGCUCAGCAGCCACUCGACAUCUCUCCCGAAAGUAGUCCCCCUUUCAAGCUUUACUGGGAUGAAUACGAGCACCAGUGGGGACACCAGAGUGACCAGUACGCCAAUUGACAGGCCCUCCCAUUCCUUGGCCCCCAAAAAAUGA
Spirodela intermedia is the source of this 3513-nucleotide messenger RNA. NCBI's taxonomy places the organism in Eukaryota, Viridiplantae, Streptophyta, Magnoliopsida, Alismatales, Araceae. The record is from the annotation of a GenBank genome assembly.